Molecule: messenger RNA, 738 nt
Organism: Castor canadensis (American beaver)
Lineage: Eukaryota; Metazoa; Chordata; Mammalia; Rodentia; Castoridae
Source: RefSeq, a predicted model, not a curated record
UGGAAGCAAGAGGUGACCUCCACCCUCAGGCCACGGAAACCAUGAAGAAAGCAUGAGAGAUCUGAUUGUCUGUUUGCCACGGACAUGGCUGGAGAAGUCCAAGACUUAGCUGCCUUUGGGGCCUCAGGGCGGGUGUACGUGGUGGGGAAUGAACCUCUCACAGUGUUGUUGGAUUCCCUGAUUCCAGUCCUGAGAAUGCUGUUUUCUCUCUACUGUUUUACCAAGCAGAGUGUGUCUCACCUAAGGUCAUUUUGCCAAGAGAUCUUAUUAUGGAUCCUGGGGAAGCUGGAAAGGAAGAAGGCAAUUGCCAGCCUGGAAGGAUUCGCAGGAUUGGACAAAACUGUGCCCUCUCUCCAUCCUCAGUGCCAGUUCAGAGCUGCUACCCAAGGUGGCAUUAUGAUUGCCAUCAAAGAAGCCACUAAUGUUGAGGAUGAGGAUGAAGCCCUGUACCAGAAGGUGUCCUUGGAACAGAGUCAAGUGGAGCAUCUUGGAGACCUGCUAUCCCAUUGCCAGGAGUGUGGUUGGCAGGAGACUUCUUCAUCUUUUGAGUUGAUUCAUCUGGCUGUGGAAAAUGAAGCAGACUUAAAACCUAAGCCCUUCUCCAGCACAAGCCUCUUGGAAUUAGAGCAACACCAAGCUCUUCUUGUGGAAGGCCAAGAGCAAAAGCUGCUGGUCUUGCAGUUGCUGGCUGUUCUGUGCGAGAGAAUGUCUGAGCAGAUUUUCACAAACAUCACCCAG